CCCCACAGCCGCCGACCUCCGUCCGUGGCCGCGAGCGAGCGAGCGAGCGAGACUGGUAGACGGGACACUGGUCCACGACUACGGAGAGCCCGCCCGGGAUCCAUCCGUCCUUGGCGCCGGCGACCAGAAUAUAGACUGCUCCGCGGCGCCGGCAAUCGGGUAGAGCCGGAGACACAGGGAAGCGGGAGCUUGGAGAAGGCGGGGCGGACUGCUCUUCCUCUUCCCCCCCAAGCUCUACGCUUCUCCCUGCGUGCGGUUCUGCUGGACGGACCGCUGCUUUGCGAUCAGCCAUGGUCAUGGACACCACCGACCCGGGCUACUGGCUCAACUGGAGGUUCGUGCUCUGCGCGACCUGGGUCUACGCUUGCAUUGCACUGGCGUGCUACUUGAUCUGGAAGUACGAGGGGCCCAGUUCGCCGGCCGGCAAUGAUGAGGGGGUCGACACAGAGGAGGCGCGGCCCAGGAUCGGACCCGGAGUUGUGUAUCUUGAGGAUUGCUGGAAGCCUUGCCUUGAGGAGAUCCAUCCUGCUUGGCUGCUGGCUUUUCGCCUUGUGUCGUUCUUGUUUAUGGCUUCGGUGAUUAUCUAUGAUGUUAUUGUCGAUGGGUGGACCGUCUUCCUUUACUACACUCAGUGGACCUUCUUGCUUGUCACCCUGUACUUUGGGCUUGGCUCGGUGCUUUCGGUUUAUGGAUGUUAUCAGUACGCUUGCAAGACGGAUAAAUCUGAUGCAGACCGUGGUUCUUAUAUCAUUGCUCCCACGGAGGAAAGUACAUAUGACAAUUCCAUCAAAAGUUCUUGUUUGAAUAAAACACAUGAUGGUCGGGAAAUUGCAGGAUUUUGGGGCUACCUGUUUCAGAUCAUGUUUCAGACAAAUGCAGGUGCUGUGAUGCUUACGGAUAUGGUGUUUUGGUUCAUUCUGUACCCUUUCCUUGCGCGGAAUCAAUACCAAAUGAGUUUUUUGCUGAUUGGAACACAUUCACUCAAUGCUCUCUUCAUAAUUGGUGAUACUGCUUUGAAUAGCCUGCGUUUUCCGUGGUUUCGAAUAUCAUAUUUCAUGCUCUGGACAGGCCUUUUUGUCAGUGUUCAGUGGAUCAUCCAUGCUAAUGUGUCGAUUUGGUGGCCUUACCCAUUCCUAGACUUGACAUACCCUCGAGCACCUGUCUGGUACUUGGUGGUGGCAUUGCUUCACUUCCCUUGUUACGCUCUCUUCGCCCUAGUUCAGAGGAUCAAGAAAUCUCUCCUGGAAAGCUGGUUUCCGCAUAGUUGCACAUACGUGAAGUAGACAAGAAGAUACACAUAUACUGGCACAAUUUAUUCCCCAUUUUCUCUUGUCCUGAAAAUCACAUGGAGCUUCUGCUACUACACAAUCAGCCACAUUCUUUGGAUUUAGGCGUCCUUAUACUUGAAAGCACGGGCCCUUUACGAGGUUCUUUACACAAAGUGGAUGUGUGAAUUGCCACGACAUAUGUUCACCAAAUUUUUGAGAUGCAUAGCCUUUUUGAAUUUGAA
Molecule: messenger RNA, 1510 nt
Organism: Hordeum vulgare subsp. vulgare (domesticated barley)
Lineage: Eukaryota; Viridiplantae; Streptophyta; Magnoliopsida; Poales; Poaceae
Exons: 10
Coding region: 291-1283 (330 amino acids)
Cellular component (GO): membrane
Source: RefSeq, a predicted model, not a curated record